Molecule: messenger RNA, 1799 nt
Organism: Carassius gibelio (silver crucian carp)
Lineage: Eukaryota; Metazoa; Chordata; Actinopteri; Cypriniformes; Cyprinidae
Gene: syt1b
Product: synaptotagmin Ib
Exons: 8
Coding region: 420-1679 (419 amino acids)
Biological process (GO): regulation of calcium ion-dependent exocytosis; calcium ion-regulated exocytosis of neurotransmitter; synaptic vesicle endocytosis
Cellular component (GO): dense core granule; synaptic vesicle membrane; axon
Molecular function (GO): calcium-dependent phospholipid binding; clathrin binding; phosphatidylserine binding
Source: RefSeq, a predicted model, not a curated record
UGACAGCUUCUGAAGUUUGCAUUAGGAUUUAUUUGACGGUGUUGUGUAUAUAUAAAUGCAUGCUUAUUUUUAUAUGUGUUAGAUAUACAGGUGUAAGUUUGAGUCAGGGUAUCAGUGUGUCUUAGGGGUAUCAGUGUCACUGGCUUUCUGUGUCUCAUUUCACUGUAAAUAGAGAGAAAAUCAAUAAAUCCCUACUCAGCAUUUCUCAAAAUAAUCCAAGGUUAAGGAGCAUCAUAUCACCUGCUGUGUGCUCUGAAUGUGAACCUGCCUAUGCCUUUACACCCUAUAAUGAGCUUCCAGAGCAUCAGCAUUACGCUCACUAUCAUCUGUGCAAAUGCCAAAGGUUAUUAGAGUAUUGAAAACUUUAUAAAGUCAUGCAACUCUUAAGAUAAUGCACAUCUCCACUGCAUAUCCUCAGAAUGCAUGAAGGUGAUGCUCUGCUGGCUGGUCCUUCUUCAUCUCCAGCACUGAAUGGAUCAAAGAUACCUGGAGCUGCGAGUUCUCCACCCACGGCUGUUCAUCCUCCGACUACAACCGCAGAGAGUUUGGCUCAUAGCAUCAGAAGCAAGUUUCUGAAUGAGCUUCAUAAAGUCCCAUUACCAUCCUGGGCUCUGGUGGCCCUUGGCUUCCUCACAGUCCUCAUCACACUCAGCUGCUGUCUCUGUUUCUGCAAGAAGAUGAUAUUUAAAAAGAAAAAGGAAAAGGGCGGGAAAGAGAAAAAUGAAAAGAACAACAUUCACCUAUCAAACGUGAAAGAGGAUGGAACAAAACAGGCUGUUCAUCACGACACUGAUUCGGAUCACAAGGAAGAGGAUUCUGAGUCUAAAGAGGCUGCAAAACUUGGAAAACUUCACUAUUCCCUUGACUACAACUUCACUGACAGCGCAUUAAUUGUAGGUGUGGUUGAGGCAGAAGGUCUUGCUGCUAUGGAUAUUAGCGGCACUUCGGAUCCAUAUGUGAAAGUCUACCUCCUCCCUGACAAGAAGAAAAAGUUUGAGACGAAAGUUCACCGCAAAACACUAGAUCCAACUUUUAAUGAGCACUUCACCUUUAAGGUUCCAUAUGCAGAGCUUGGAGGAAAGACACUGGUCAUGACGGUGUAUGACUUUGACCGUUUCUCCAAACAUGAUGCUAUUGGGGAUGUGAGGGUGCAGAUGAAUAAAGUGGACUUCAGUCAGCUUACAGAGGAGUGGAGAGAUCUGCAGAAAGCAGAGAAAGAGGAGCACGAGCGGUUAGGUGAUAUUUGCUUGUCUCUGCGCUAUGUACCGACUGCUGGAAAGCUGACGGUUGUCGUUCUAGAGGCCAAAAACCUCAAAAAAAUGGAUGUGGGUGGCCUCUCAGACCCAUAUGUAAAAAUCCACCUGAUGCAGAACGGCAAAAGGCUGAAGAAAAAGAAAACCACAAUUAAGAAGAACACACUGAACCCGUAUUACAACGAAUCGUUUAGCUUUGAAGUGCCAUCUGAGCAGAUUCAGAAAGUUCAGGUUGUGGUGACAGUCCUGGACUAUGACAAAAUUGGGAAGAAUGAUGCCAUUGGAAAGGUUUUCAUAGGACUGAACAGCACAGGAACGGAGCAACGCCAUUGGUCAGAUAUGUUAGCCAAUCCGAGAAGACCCAUCGCUCAAUGGCACGCCCUUAAACCCGAAGAGGACGUAGAUGCUGAACUCAUGAAGAAAUGAAGCUGUGUGUGAGCAUUUGUAUACAGAAAUAUUCAGUAGUUUGUGCAUAGGUGUGCAUGUUUGUGUAUGUGGGGAAAGUCUGAGGUAGAUCUGGUAAAAUCGUAUCUCUUAAUAAUCAGA